Molecule: messenger RNA, 1428 nt
Organism: Plenodomus lingam JN3
Lineage: Eukaryota; Fungi; Ascomycota; Dothideomycetes; Pleosporales; Leptosphaeriaceae
Source: RefSeq, a predicted model, not a curated record
AUGUCGCCCCUGCUCUUCAAACACCUGAAGGAUGUCUGGUUUACUAAAUGGCUAACUGCCAGCCUUGAAAAGGCACUCUAUAGGAAGCUACCAUCUACCAAAGACCUGCAGAAUUACUGGUCUGAGUUUCGUCAGCCAUCUUCAGCAUGUCAUACGUCUCCGAGGGAGACAGCAGCCUGGAAUCGCGUUGGUCAACUAGUGAGGAUGACCAUUACUGCCCCGCAGGCACGGCAUGUCGCCAUGCAAGUAUACGAUUUUCGAGCAGUGAACCAAGUUCAUCACCCGUUUAUUCGAGGGCGAAACACUCAGAUUGGCCGGAUGAUAACCGGUUCAGGUAUAGUGAGCGGUGGUAUUCCGAUGACUGCGAGAUGGAUCCCUACAACCAAGAUAUCGCCAGCAGUGACAUUAUAUACGUGCUCGAAGAUGGCUGCUUUGUAUUCAACAGUAGCUAUAUUGCUGGUAAGCAGUUGUGGUAGUUCCACUCGAGCCGAGCCGACGGGAGAUGCGAGAAGUACACGCCCCAUACCCCCAAUGGUUCUGCAGCAACUAACAAGAAACAGACAUCAGUCUUGCAUCGACACUGCAAACCCUUCGUACCUCGACGUAGCUCCAACACAGCCUCCCACAAGGCGUGAGAUUGAAGAAUUCUGCUCUGUACAUGCCUACGUGGAGCAACUCCAAGCCGAAUGUAUCAAUCUACGAUGGCGCCUCGAGGCCGUGGAAUACAGCUCAGAGCACAAAAUCAACCAACUCUACAACGAGCACGAGGACCUGUCCCAAUCUCACGCCGCACUCCAACAUGACCAUCGCAACAUGACCCAGAAACACGACCGGCUCAUCGACGUCGCCAUACUAAUGUGUGCGGAGCUGAAAACACACGCUAAAUGCAUAAUCGACCUCUACAACUGGACGCCACGCAUCACACGUGUCCAGAAAGAUGUCGGCAUAUCCUACCGUUCGCCAAGCGCGACACCAGUGCAUGAGAUUCAUCUCUCCGACAUGGAACCAAAUAGCCAACCCACCACCCACGACUCUGAGCACCUCCAUCUCGUUUCCCCAGCCUCACCCGCAUUCACACCACAUGUGCCCAUAACCGAGCCACCAAAUACCCUAGAAAACCCCAAGGUCUUUCUCAAACUGCGAGGUUUGCGGCCUACAGGCCCGUUUGACGCGGGGUACGGUGGUGAUGGGGAAGCGCAAUCGCAUCCUGAAGCUUAUAUCUCGCCACCAAGUUCUGCUCCGGCGGGGACGACGGGCACAAAGGAUGUUGAGAGCGCGGCGAGCGGGCGAGAUGGACAUGGAGAUGAUGUCGCUGCUAGUGGUGAUGGUAAAAGAUGGUCCAGUGCGAGAGUGAGGAAGCCGUCGAGCAAGCGCAAGGCGGAGAUUUAUUGUGGAGCGCCGUUGAAACGAUCGAGGCCAUGUUCUUGA